AGCGCUGGGCCCCAGUGCGGCGUGCGCGUACGGGGCUCCAAGAGGCUGCUGUGCGUUCAGGGUUUGCUGGGUCCCCCAGCGAGCCGAGUCAGUUAUAAAUCAAGAGGAAUUGAGAGUCUGGUGGCAUGGCUUUAAUUACCUUGCGGAGGAACCUUUGUCAUUUAUCUGAUUUUCGGAUACAUGGAACUCUGGCUGGUCUGAAAACUCAACGUGUAAAUUGUGUUCACAAGACAGUCAAGGAGCAUCUGUGUCCAUGGUUCUGGUCACUGCAACUUGAGCCUGUUAGGGUCAGGUUCCAUCAUGCCCAUUCUAAAAAGUUCCAUUCAGAAAACGGAAAUGACCUUCAUCCAGUUGGCGAGCCAGUGUUCUCUCAAGCACACGCUUGGGACAGGUCUGAACACAGUGUUAAAAAUGUGGAUGAACAGAUAUUUUACAGGAGACUGAACAGCUUCACUUCAUCGGAACAGGUCUUACAUUAUAUAAGCACACUGCAGACUUUGCCUGAUACUAUGGCAGCAGGAGCCUUACGUCGGAUUUGUGAAAUGGAAAAAAAAGAUGAUGAUCAAAGGUUGCCAAAAGAAAUACUGGAGAAUAGCGCCUUUCAAGCUUUGUGUAAUCAGUUUGCACAGGACCCCUCAAAUCUGUCAAACACGGGUUUGGUGACUGCUUUGCAAGCCCUGACCCUAUAUGUGGGUCCCCAAAGUCGCCUGCUGCUAAGCCUCCUGGCAGAGUGCCAGCAUCGUCUCGAAAUGGGUAGCCUGGACAUUCACAGUCUUUGUAUCCUGGGGGAAUGUCUGAUUAAACUGCAAGGUCCAGGUUGUUCGACACGAGACCUGAUUAUAUAUCAACUGCAAGGUGAAAAUUUGGAAGAAUUUACCCCCGAGGAUAUUGUGACCCUUUACAGAAUACUGCAGGCAUGUCCUGAGAAAGUUGACCAACACCAGACGUUUUUACAUAAGAUAAAUAACUUUUCUCUGUCAGUAGUUCCCAACCUGAGUCCUAAGUUGCUGAGCCAAAUGCUCACCGCCCUGGUGGUCCUUGAUCAAACUCAGGCACUUACGCUGGUUAUAAAAUUGGGUAAAUAUGUUGUGAGGCAUAUCCCCCAUUUCACUAAUGAAGAGCUCAAAGAAGUCUUAGAGGCAUUCAUCUACUUUGGGUACAAUGACAGAUUUUUUACAGAAGCCCUAGAGCAACAUGUCGCUUCCCUCUGUCUCACUCUGGAUCCCGAGGUUGUCAGCAAAGUCAUGGAGUAUUGCAGUAGAAAGCUGAUUUUUUCAAAACCCAUCCUCAAUGCAGUGGCAGAAACUUUUGUUUGUCAGUCAGAAAAAUUUUCACCUAAUCAAACUGCUGAGUUAAUUGAACCAUUUGGAAAACUCAAUUAUUUGCCACCAAAUGCCUCUGCUUUAUUUAGGAAGCUAGAAAACAUACUGUUAACUCGUUUCAAUUAUUUUCCACCCAAAACACUAUUGAAACUUCUCCAUUCAUGUUCACUUAUUGAAUGCCAUCCAGUCAACUUUAUGGCCAAAAUAUUCAGCCCGUAUUUUCUUCAGCAGCUGCAAGGUGAAGAGUCCUAUUUGGACAGACUGAGCCUAGCACAACUGACCCAACUUUUCUUAACCGCGAUUCUAGAAUGCCCGUUCUAUAAGGGUCCAAAACUUCUUCCUAAAUAUCAAGUGAAAUCAUUUCUUACUCCAUGCUCUUCCCUGGAGACCCCCAUGGAUUUUCAGCUAUAUAAAUCUGUGAUGAUUGGACUGAUUGACCUUUUAGGAGCAAGAUUGUAUUUUGCUUCAAAAGUGUUAACACCCUAUUGUUACACGAUAGAUGUUGAAAUUAAAUUGGAUGAAGAUGGAUUUGUAUUACCAUUUACAGUCGAUGAAGAUAUACAUAAAAGGGUAGCACUGUGCAUUGAUGGUCCAAAAAGAUUUUGUUUGAAUAGCAAACACUUACUGGGAAAGGAAGCUACUAAACAAAGACAUCUGUACUUACUUGGUUAUCAAGUUGUCCAGAUUAAUUUUCCUGAAGUGAAUCGUGCCAGUGUGUGCCUAGAGACCUUCAUUGUUUCUUUACUGCUUAUGGGAUAAAGACUACAUCUACAUCUCAACAUUCUAGACCCUUCGAGGUCUGCCCGCAGCCAGGCCCUCUGCUCCCAGCUCAGUGGUCUCUUCUGCCUGGCCUUUCUCCCUUGCCGAUGCGAGUCAGGUGGUCCUCACCUCUCUGAGUGUCUAAAUUCUGGCUGUUCAUCAACUCCCAGCUCAGGUUGACCUUUCACCCCAACCUGAAGUGUCGACCCCCUCUCAGCACUAGAGCACCAAUUUGUUUUGCAUGUUCUGCUUAGUAUUACUGCCUACUUUUUGUAUAUUUUAAGUUAGCACCUAACUUGUAAGUUCCUUGAGGGAAGGGAUUAUGUCUGAUUCUUAUUUAGACAUUCUACCUGUUGUUGAGCCUCUGCUACCUGGCAGCACCGUCACAGGCACCGCUGGGAUCUCUGCCUGCUGGGAGCCUACAUGCUGCUGUGGGGAGGGUGUGGUAGGCGGAAAAGGUAACCAAACCCAAGGUAAUUUCAGAUUAUGAAGGAUGAGGAUGUAUUUAUUUUCCUCUCUUUACAGAUUCCCUAUUACGAGAUUGAGAUGUUAAAAUCAAGACUUGAAUUAGUGGAAUAUUUACAAAGAAAACUAUUUUCUCAAAACUCUGGUGGUCACUGGUAACAAGAAUGAAUACUGACUUCAGAACUCAAAUAGUGAAAGAACUUGCAAAUUAGCCGUUUAUUUAUGUACUUUGGUGAUCUGAAAGGGGUCUCUAGUUUCCUUAUACUAUGUAUAUGCUUAUCAGUAGCAAAUUUAAAAUUAAUUUUAACCUUCAUUUAAUACUGGUAUCAGAUACUUUUAUACAUCAAACAGAAUUGAUCAAGUACAAUAAAGGAAUGUAAUGAGUAAGUGUCAUAAUUUUAA
Globicephala melas (long-finned pilot whale) is the source of this 2948-nucleotide messenger RNA. RefSeq names its product FAST kinase domains 3 (gene FASTKD3). Gene Ontology annotation, molecular function: RNA binding. The record is from RefSeq and is a predicted model, not a curated record. Gene Ontology annotation, cellular component: ribonucleoprotein granule; mitochondrial matrix. Gene Ontology annotation, biological process: mitochondrial RNA processing; regulation of mitochondrial mRNA stability. Lineage: Eukaryota; Metazoa; Chordata; Mammalia; Artiodactyla; Delphinidae.